UCCCGUGUCCCCUGGAGCCGCGGGACGUGGGGGCGCCGGGCAGCGCGGCGGGGUCACCUUGGGAGGCCGCGGGUGGGGACGGGCCGAGCGGCUGGUGAACAUUAACCAGCGAGGCCGCGGGGUCGCGGCGCAGGGGCCACCAUGGCCACGGCGAACGACAGGGCCGUGCUGCGCGCCAUCCUCAACCCCGACAGCCCGCUCGGGGACGUCCCCGCGCCGGACCAGGACCAGGACACCCAGGAGGACGAAGAGGAGCCGUUCGCGCCGGCGCUGCUGGAGCAGGUCCGGGACCUGGAGUUGCAGGGGGUUUCUGCCGCCGAGUCGGGGGACGUGAGCGUGGCGCUGGAGCGGUUUGGUGAGGCCAUCCGGCUGCUGCCCGAGCGCGCCUCGGGCUACAACAACCGCGCACAGGCCCUGCGGCUCUGCGGGGACGUGACAGGAGCCCUGCGGGACCUGGACACGGCCAUUCGCCUGAGCCGGGGCCGCGGCCGCGCCGCCUGCCAGAGCUUCGUGCAGCGCGGGCUGAUCCACCGGCUGCAGGGGCGCCAGGAGGACGCCCGGCGCGACUGGGAGCAGGCGGCGCGGCUGGGCAGCCCCUUCGCCCGGCGGCAGCUGGUGCUGCUCAACCCCUACUCCGCGCUCUGCAACCAGAUGCUCGGCCAGAUGCUGGGGCGGCUGCGCAACCCCAGCGGCACCGGCAGCGAGUGAGGCGCGCAGGGGCCGGGCAGCCGCCGGCUGGCGCGCGGGGGACGGGGAGCACGGAAGCGCUUUGGCUUUGUCUGGGCUCUGCUCCACCCCCAAUAAACCUCCCUGUGUCCCUGG
Columba livia (rock pigeon) is the source of this 822-nucleotide messenger RNA. RefSeq names its product tetratricopeptide repeat domain 36 (gene TTC36). NCBI's taxonomy places the organism in Eukaryota, Metazoa, Chordata, Aves, Columbiformes, Columbidae. Gene Ontology annotation, molecular function: protein binding. The record is from RefSeq and is a predicted model, not a curated record. The transcript is spliced from 3 exons. Gene Ontology annotation, biological process: cilium assembly. The coding region runs from base 142 to 708 and encodes 188 amino acids.